CUCCAGCGUCUCGUUUGGAUUCCCUGAUUCCAGACUGCAGCUCACGAAGAGGCAGCAAAGAGCUUCUCGACGGAAUGGCUCGUUCUUCAUCGACAUCUGCAGCGAGCGUGGGUGAUGCAGAUGCAGCAAGAGAUGCAGGCGGUCUCCGAGUGAUAGGGGCAGGACACGGCCGAACGGGGUGAGCUUUUCACACAAGUCGUGGCACGCACACUGUGGAUGCCUCUCUCCCGUUGCUUGCAGGACGAUGUCCCUCAAGGCGGCUCUCGAAGCGAUUGGAUACGGCCCUUGUUACCACUUCUCUGGUGGGUGCCGAUGACCUUACAGGGCUGACUCUUCAUGAUCUCUGCUGCUCAUCACCGCGGUGUGUUGUACGUGCUGCGGUUGGAAUGCUCAGAAGUUGCUAUGGACCCUCAGGUGCCCCGACGCGCCAAGCAGUGGCUGAAGGUCUGCGAAGCCAACGGCAAGGGCAUCGACAACUGGGUAAGACGACAGGCGCAAAGACGCUCACAGACACGAGUGCCAUCUCAUCUUCUGCUGCCCCUUGUUCUGUCCUGUCUGCAGCACGAGAUCUAUGACGGCUACGUGUCCGCCUGUGAUUUUCCCACGAACCUGUACUACAAGGAACUCAUGGAGGCGUUCCCGGACGCGAAGGUCAGUGCCGAGGAGGGAGGCACGUGAUGAGUGUGAGAAUGAAUGCCAUUCCUGCCUCUGUUCUGCUUCUCUGACGUGUCAUCAGGUGAUCUUGACGGUUCGAGACCCGCAUAAGUGGUAUACGAGCGCCAAAGAAACCGUCGUCCGCCAUCGAGAAACGCUGACGGCCUUUCCGUUCAACAUCGCGGGCUGGCUGCUCAACAUGCAUCACCUGAUGAAACUUGUCGUCAACUACAGCGUGGUAGCCAGGUGGAACAUGCACAGGCUGAGCGAGGAGGCCGCUGUCAAGGUUUUCAACGAAUGAAUCGACCAGGUCAAAGCCACCGUGCCGACGGACAGACUCCUCGUCUUUCAGGUAGGCAUGGACCGCCUUUAGAGGCUGGAUUGACGGGCAGAACCGUGACCCUUUCUGUUGCCCGCAGGUAUCGGAUGGUUGGGAGCCUCUGUGCCGAUUCCUGGAUGUCCCCGUGCCGCCCAUCGACUUCCCUCGACUGAAUGACCGUCAGGUGAUGCGCGAGCGGCAGGCCAGGAUCUUCGGGAAGCUGUUGAUCGUUGGGUGGGGGGCUGUCCUGUGUGCGGUGGGAGGGACGGUGGCUGUCGGAUGGCUGGCCGCCAGGGCCAUAGGAAGGCUGCGCAAGUGAGGAAUUGGCGCUGCCUGUCGUGGGUGUGCUGCCCGUCUGUCGCUUUUUGUGACGCAUGGGACAGGUGCAUAUGUGCUCUUUUUCGAACAAUGGGGUUCGAAGCUGCUGUCGUGCCCUCAGCGCUGCGUGUUGUGCAUGCGGGCUUUUUUUCAAAGAUUGUGCCACGCUGGUGUUUCGGUCUCGGCCUCGGCCUUGUGUCGGAUUUGCGGGUGAGGGACUACACAUAAGAUGGGGCUCAAGCGAUGGGCUUCUGAGCGCGUGA
Molecule: messenger RNA, 1554 nt
Organism: Vitrella brassicaformis
Lineage: Eukaryota; Vitrellaceae
Source: the annotation of a GenBank genome assembly